AUGUCGAGAACCAAGGGAAAAAAGCCGACUCAGCACCAGAAGGCAGAGCCCGCUGCAGCCGUCGAUGUAGCCGUCGAUGCGGCCGACAGCGGCGACGCCCAGGCUGCUGGUGCCAAGAAGGGCAAGCUCAUCCGACCCCGAGGCAAGCGUGGCGGUGUCAAGCAUCGCAAAGGCGGCGCUGCACAGAACACGGCGAUACAGAAGGCUGCGCUCAAGGAGUCGCGCAAGGCCAAGACCAACGCCGGUGCUGACCAAGAUGGCGGUGCCAGCGUUGACGGAUCGGCGGCCCCGGUGCCUCCUGCGGAACACGCCGAAAAGAUUGCCAAGUUCCACACGCUCUUGAAGCAGCUCGAGCAGGCGACGACGGCGGAAGAAAAGGAGCAGAUUCAGUCGGGGCUCGACUCGCUCGGAGGUCUGGCGCAGUACCAGGCGUGGUCGCUCACCGGUUCCGCCAAGGCCGGCCAGACGCCCACCAGCAAAUGGUGCAUGGAGGCGCUCAACACCGUCUACCAGCACGACCGCAACCAGCCCAAGUUCCGUGUGCUCGACGUCGGCGCCAUCACAGGCACCGCCUACAACAAGUACCGCUGGGUCGAUGCCACCUCGAUCGAUCUGCAUCCGCAAGGCGAAAAUGUGCAGAAGUACAGCUUCUUCGACUUCCCCGUGCCUACCAAGGACGACGAAAAGUUCAACAUGGUCGCCCUCAGCCUCGUCAUCAACUUUGUCGGCGACGUGAGGAAGCGCGGUGAGAUGCUCCGUCAUGUCCACAAGUAUCUGCCCACCGCCGAGGGCGUGCCUGGAUUCUGCUUCCUCGUUCUCCCGCUCAGCUGCCUCACCAACUCGCGCUACAUGAACCAGUCGCACCUCCGCGCCAUCCUCAGCUCGCUCGGAUUCGACGUGCUCAAGCAGUCGGAUUCCGCCAAGCUCUCCCGCUGGCUCCUCCAGGCCAAACCCCUCGCAGAACGCACGGCCGCUGCAGAGGCCUCGGAAAACCCCGCCGCCUCCGCAGACUGGGACGGCACCGCAUUCAAGAAGCGCGACAUCAACCCAGGCACCAACCGCAACAACUUUGCCAUCGUCGUUGACCCAAAGCCGGAAUAG
Moesziomyces antarcticus is the source of this 1101-nucleotide messenger RNA. RefSeq names its product UPF0657 nucleolar protein YBR141C-like. Bases 1 to 1101 code for a protein of 366 amino acids. The record is from RefSeq and is a predicted model, not a curated record. NCBI's taxonomy places the organism in Eukaryota, Fungi, Basidiomycota, Ustilaginomycetes, Ustilaginales, Ustilaginaceae. Gene Ontology annotation, molecular function: rRNA (adenine) methyltransferase activity. Gene Ontology annotation, cellular component: nucleolus. The transcript has a single exon.